AUGGAUAUAGUUUUGAGAUAUGUUGAUAGACUUGGGAUUGUAAAUGAAAGAUUUAUAGGAGUUGUUCACGUGUUGGAUACAUCCUCUUUAACUCUUAAAGCCGCCAUCGAUACCGUUUUUUCCAACAACAACUUGACUAUCGAUCAAGUGAGGGGGCAAGGUUAUGAUGGAGCAAGUAAUAUGAGUGGUGCAUUUAACGGUUUGAAAUCAUUGAUUUUAAAUGAAAACAGUUCUGCACAUUAUAUACAUUGUUUUGCAUAUCAACUUCAAUUAGUGGUUGUGGUGGUUGCAAAGAAACAUGAUGAUGUUGAAGAAUUCUUUGAACAACUAGGUUUGGUGGUUACUGUCGUUUGUGGGUCUUGUAAGAGAAAAGAUAUGAUACGAGAGAUGCAAAAAGAAAGAGUGGCAACCGAAAUUGGUAUUAGUGAAACUGAAACAGGAAGAGGGUUAAAUCAAGAGAUUUCUCUUGUUCGAGCUGGAGAUACUAGAUGGGGUUCACAUUUUAGAAUAAUUGUAGGUUUGUUGAAUUUGUUUUCAGAAGUUGUUGUUGUUCUUAAAUAUGUCAAAGAGGAGGGGUCUACUUUAUCUAACCGUAAUCAAGCAAAUGGAAUUUUGCCAUAUUUCAAAACACUUGAUUUCGUAUUUCUUUUAGACUUGAUGUUGGAAAUUUUAUGCCUCACUGAUACUUUGUCAAAGCAUCUUGAAAAAAAAAUCAAGAUAUUUUGGAAGCGGCUUCGUUAG
Lactuca sativa (garden lettuce) is the source of this 741-nucleotide messenger RNA. RefSeq lists its product as uncharacterized. The record is from RefSeq and is a predicted model, not a curated record. Lineage: Eukaryota; Viridiplantae; Streptophyta; Magnoliopsida; Asterales; Asteraceae.